Molecule: messenger RNA, 2382 nt
Organism: Nicotiana attenuata
Lineage: Eukaryota; Viridiplantae; Streptophyta; Magnoliopsida; Solanales; Solanaceae
Product: metal transporter Nramp2-like
Exons: 4
Coding region: 275-1903 (542 amino acids)
Biological process (GO): metal ion transport
Cellular component (GO): membrane
Molecular function (GO): manganese ion transmembrane transporter activity; cadmium ion transmembrane transporter activity
Source: RefSeq, a predicted model, not a curated record
CACGAAACAUACUAACAGUAGCUUAGCUCCUAGUACAAUAUUUUUCACAAAAAAUAAAUAUAUAUAACGACCUUUGCCACUUAGCGCCACGAGCCCGACACAAUCCCAUAUUCUUUCCCUAUCGGGCUUCCUCCUAUUCGCCACCGCCGUCUACCACCAGCGCCACCGCAACCGCCACCUUUUUGCUAACAUACGCCUCUCUCUCUCUCUUUUUUAACAAUUCUGAACAGCGUAGGAUAAUUGAGGAUAUUCCGGUGACUGGUAAAAUGAUACAAUGAGCUCACCUCCACAACAAGAAAAUACACCCUCGGAUUCCAAAGACGAAGAAUCCCGCCACCUCCUUAGUACCUCUCUGCCGCAAUCAACGUCGCCGUUAAUUAACGGCGAUGCUGAUGAUGGCAGCGAAGAAGAAGAAUUUGCGUACGGAUCUGGGGAGAAGAUCCACAUCGUUGAUUUUGAUUCAGAACCGAUCGACGGUGUUGAUUACAGCACGGUGCCUCCAUUUUCAUGGAAGAAACUGUGGCAGUUUACGGGUCCUGGAUUCUUAAUGAGCAUAGCUUUUUUGGAUCCGGGGAAUUUGGAAGGAGAUCUACAAGCUGGAGCAAUCGCGGGUUACUCGCUUCUGUGGCUGUUGUUAUGGGCCACUGUUAUGGGCCUGUUGAUCCAGUUACUGUCGGCGAGAAUAGGCGUUGCAACGGGCCGGCACUUGGCGGAGCUUUGCCGGGAAGAGUAUCCUAAAUGGGCUGGGCUUUUACUAUGGUUCAUGGCUGAGGUGGCUCUGAUCGGAGCCGAUAUUCAGGAAGUUAUAGGAAGUGCAAUUGCAAUUAAGAUACUCAGUCGUGGGGUUUUACCACUUUGGGCUGGUGUGCUUAUUACUGCUUCUGAUUGCUUUCUUCUUUUGGUUCUUGAGAACUAUGGAAUAAGGAAGUUGGAAGCUGUUUUUGCUGUUCUUAUUUCGACUAUGGCACUGUCCUUUGCUUGGAUGUUUGGAGAUGCUAAACCUAGUGGAAAGGAGCUUCUAGCAGGUCUCUUGAUUCCAAAACUCAGUUCAAGGACAGUUCGGCAGGCUGUUGGAGUAGUUGGUUGUGUAAUAAUGCCUCACAAUGUAUUCUUGCAUUCAGCUUUGGUUCAAUCAAGAGAGAUUGAUACGAAGAAAAAAGGGCAGGUUCAAGAGGCAUUGAAUUACUACUCAAUAGAAUGCUCCUUUGCCCUUCUUGUCUCCUUUAUUAUCAAUUUGUUUGUUACAACUGUCUUCGCCAAGGGAUUCUAUGGAAGUGAGCAAGCUAGUAGUUUAGGCCUUGUAAAUGCAGGGCAGUAUCUUCAGGAUAAGUAUGGUGGGGGAAUGUUUCCAAUCCUCUAUAUUUGGGGUAUUGGAUUAUUGGCAGCGGGACAGAGCAGUACAAUAACCGGUACUUAUGCUGGACAGUUUAUCAUGGGAGGUUUUCUCGAUCUACGUUUGAAGAAAUGGCUUAGGGCGCUGAUUACUCGAAGUUGUGCUAUUGUGCCAACAAUAAUUGUUGCUCUGAUUUUCAAUAGAACUGAAUCAUCACUCGACGUUUUGAAUGAGUGGCUUAAUGUGCUUCAGUCUAUACAGAUCCCUUUUGCGCUUAUCCCCCUUCUGACAUUGGUGUCCAAGAAGGAGUUAAUGGGUGUUUUUAAAAUUGGGCCUACUCUCGAGAGAGUUGCAUGGACUGUUGCUGCACUAGUGAUGGUGAUAAACGGCUAUCUUUUGCUGGACUUCGUUAUCUCUGAGGUCAACGGGCUGCUGUUUGCUUUUCUGGUCUGUGCUGGGACUGCAGGUUAUAUUGCCUUCAUUUUGUACCUUAUUUCACAUGGUGGUGGCAAUGUUGCCAAUUGGUUCAACCUACUCCGCACAAAAGGAUAUAGCUAUGCUGGUCAAUGAGACAUCUAAGACUAAUAUUCCAUCAAAUCCAAAUGUCGUAAAUAGUAAUUCACGACAUGGCAGAGAGGCCAUGGCUCGGGAAGUUUGGCUACUGAAGCAUUUUUUUCACCUGAAGAGAUUCCAAUUUCAUUGUGUCCUAACUGUCAUAAUAGAUGUCCAAUAGUUGUCAGCAUUUGCUUUUUAGCUGUAGGUUCCCCAAAAUAAAUAAUGGAGCAAACUAUUCAGGACAUUGACAUCAGAUAUAGAGGAUGAGGAAAGUAUAUAUUCCGCUGGAUGAAGAUACUUCUUCAUUGCAGGCCACUUCGAUCCACAAUGUUGUUUUUAUCAAAUAGAUGCAGAUGAACUUCAAAGCCAUUGAAUUUUUGUAAGAGAAUAUUCGAUUGUGCAGUAAUGUAGUAUUUGGUUCAGCUGAUUAGAAGUGACUUACAUCAAUACAAAAGAAGUGUUUGGAUCUUUUCUUGUGAUAUACUCACUUUUUA